AUGGCUCAUGGGCCGUUGUCACCAGCACCACCGACGGCAUCAGGAAAGCCCUGGUCUUCGAGCUCGCCUCCAAGGGCCUCAACCUUGGGCUCAUUAGCUGGAACCCCAGCAAACUCGAAGCCACCUCGAGUCAAGACCGGGGUCACGGACCUCACGAAGCUGAGCGGAGAGGAGAUAGAGGCAGCCAUUGCGGGAGCCACAGAAGGGAUCGACGUCGGGUUGCUCGUCAACAACGCGGGGUCGGCUUAUCCGUACCCGAGGUGCUUUCACGAGGUGGAUCGAGAGUUGAUGGAGAGCAUGUUGAGAGUCCCCCUUUUCAUAGCUACAAAGAUGACCAUGUCGAGGAGGUGCUCGAUGCUCUUGCCGUCUCCCGAGAUGUUUAGCGGAGCAAGUGUGCGGUGGAUCGGGUACGAGCGUCAGCGCAACCCUUACUGGUUACAUGCGGUGCAAGGGUUCGUGGUGCGUGCCACAGAGGCAUUCAUCAUUUGUUUUAUGGCAAUGUUCUCGAGGAGCAUCGACCUUGAGUACAAGGAGGCGGGGAUUGAUAUUCAAUGUCAAGUCCCCCUUUUCAAAGCUACAAAGAUGACCAUGUUGAGGAGGCGCCUGAUGCUCGUGCCGUCUCCAGAGACGUUCAACAGAGCGAGCGUGCGGUGGAUCGGGUGUGAGCGCCAGUGCAACCUUACUGGUUACAUGCAGUGCAAGGGUUUGUGA
This is a messenger RNA of Eucalyptus grandis, 711 nucleotides long. RefSeq names its product very-long-chain 3-oxoacyl-CoA reductase 1-like. The transcript is spliced from 5 exons. Lineage: Eukaryota; Viridiplantae; Streptophyta; Magnoliopsida; Myrtales; Myrtaceae. Gene Ontology annotation, cellular component: endoplasmic reticulum. The coding region runs from base 1 to 711 and encodes 236 amino acids. Gene Ontology annotation, molecular function: ketoreductase activity. The record is from RefSeq and is a predicted model, not a curated record.